Messenger RNA from Ictidomys tridecemlineatus (thirteen-lined ground squirrel), 2548 nucleotides. It is a transcript of the gene Nap1l3, whose product is annotated as nucleosome assembly protein 1 like 3. The record is from RefSeq and is a predicted model, not a curated record. NCBI's taxonomy places the organism in Eukaryota, Metazoa, Chordata, Mammalia, Rodentia, Sciuridae. Gene Ontology annotation, cellular component: nucleus. Gene Ontology annotation, biological process: nucleosome assembly.
ACACUGGGAACGAAACUAACAGGAGAUCUGACUGUAAGGGGAGGGGGCUCACGUUUUGAGCCCAGAAAAGAACUCAGGAUCUCACACUGCGCCAUUGGACUGCGGCACGCCUCGGUCUGCUUCUGCUGCAACAGGGAGAGGCCCUACUCCCGUGGCUCUCGCCCAGGUCUCCAUUGCCGCUGCCGCCUUAGAAGCUGCUGCUACAGCACCGCGGCUUGCGGCUUGCAGUCCCGCCCCGCCCUGAGCUGCCGCAGCGGUCGCCAGUGCCACCUCCGCAGCCCGGGCCUUCACCGUCGCCAGCCAAGCAUCCGUGAGUCAUUUUCUGCCCAUUUCUGGGUGCGCGGUCUCUGUGGUAGUCACCACCUUAAGAGGUUUGCGGGCUUGCAACAUGGCAGAAGCGGAUCUUAAAAUGAUCACGGAACCUGCCGCCCAGGGGGUUGCUGAAGAAGAGAUGGCUAGCUCAGCUAGUGAUUCUGGGGACGAAUCUGACAGCAGUAGCUCUAGCAGCAGCACUAGCCGCAGCAGCAGCAGCGGCAGCAGCAGCAGCAGCACUAGCAGCAGCAGCAGCGGCGGCAGCAGCAGCAGCAGCAGCAGCAGCAGCAGCAGCCACAGCCGCUUGUAUAGAAAGAAGCAGGUACCUGAGCCUUCCAGAAGGGCGCCGCGGGCUCCCUCAGGGACAAAUUUCGUGGAUAGGCUGCCCCAGGCAGUUAGAAAUCGUGUGCAGGCCCUCAAGAAUAUUCAAGAUGAAUGUGACAAGGUAGACGCCCUGUUCUUAAAGGCAAUUCAUGAUCUUGAAAGAAAAUAUGCUGAACUCAAUAAGCCUCUGUAUGAUAGGCGAUUUCAAAUCAUCAAUGCAGAAUAUGAGCCUACAGAAGAAGAAUGUGAGUGGAAUUCAGAGGAUGAGGAGUUCAGCAGUGAUGAGGAGGUGCAGGAUGACACUCCUAGUGAAAUGCCUCCCUUAGAGGGUGAGGAAGAAGAAGAAAUACCUAAAGAAAACUCUGAGGUGAAGGUUGAAGAAAAUGAAGUUCCUAAAGAAAUUCCUGAGGUAAAGGAUGAAGAAAAGGAAGUUCCUAAAGAAAGUCCUGAGGUAAAAGCUGAAGAAAAGGAACUUCCUAAAGAAAUUGUUGAUGUAAAGCCUGAAGAAAAGGAAGUUCCUAAAGAAAUUCCUGAAAUAAAGGGUGAAGAAGCAGAUUCUACAGAUUGUAUGGAAGCAACUCCUGAAGAAAAAGAAGAUCCUAAAGAAGCCCUCCAGGCAAAGGCAGAACAGGAAGAAAAACCUAAAGUAACAGAGCCAAAGGCAAGGUCUGCAGUAAGAGAGGCUCAUAAAAGAGUUCCUGAGACAAGGCCUAAAGAAAGAGUGAGUAUUAAAAGAGCUCGGAAGGGGAAACCUAAAAGAGAAGAUCCUAAAGGCAUUCCUGACUACUGGCUGACCGUUUUAAAGAAUGUUGACAAGCUUGGGCCUAUGAUUCAGAAGUAUGAUGAGCCCAUUCUGAAAUUCUUGUCUGAUGUUAGUCUGAAGUUCUCAAAACCUGGCCAGCCUAUAAGUUACACCUUUGAAUUCCAUUUCCUACCCAAUCCAUACUUCAGAAAUGAGUUGCUUAUGAAGACAUACAUAAUAAAGUCAAAACCAGAUCACAAUGAUCCCUUCUUCUCUUGGGGAUGGGAAAUUGAAGAUUGCAAAGGCUGCAAGAUAGAUUGGAGAAGAGGAAAAGAUGUUACUGUGACAACCACCCAUAGUCGUACAACUGCUACUGGAGAAAUUGAAAUUCAGCCAAGAGAGGUUCCUAAUGCAUCAUUCUUCAAUUUCUUUAGUCCUCCUGAGAUUCCUAAGAUUGGAAAGCUGGAACCACGAGAAGAUGCUAUCCUUGAUGAGGACUUUGAAAUUGGUCAAAUCUUACAUGAUAAUGUCAUUCUGAAGUCAAUCUAUUAUUAUACAGGAGAAGUCAAUGAUACCUACUAUCAAGAUGGCAGAGAUUACGUAAAUAGGAAAUACCGAAAAUAAAAAAGCUGGCUUAAAAAAAUUUUCAAGAAUCUUAAAAAUUCAAGCAAGCAGAAGUGAAGCAGGUUUAUGUAGCCUUGAAAUAAAUAAAAACCUGCCCUAUAACCUGAACACUAUUACUCUUAUAAAUGUCUUGUGUUUUCCUAUGUUCUUAGCCCAUUUAAAAAUUGUUCUAUAAAGUGUCUUAAGUAUUAGUUUAUUCUAUUGAGCCUGUUAUAGUGUAAUAUUCUUCAAAAUAUGUAAACUGUUGUUAGUUAUUUAAAGCAUGUUAGUUUGGUGCUACAGAAUGUUGAUUUUUGUGAAAUCCUUUUGUCAUGUUCCUCUUAGAUUGUAGCUGUGAAAACUGUCAGAAUUAUUAGAAAAAUAUUUGCUUGGAAAAAAAAGUUCCUGAAGUAACAAUGCAAGGGUUUUAUUGUUAUUUUUUCCUUUUUCCAGCCCGGAAGUCUAAGGGUUUAAAUCUGCUUGCACUAGCUGUGCCUUCAUUAAUUUGCUAUAGAAAUACACUACUUAUUGUUAACUAGAACAGUGCAUUGUGAAAUUUGACUGCUU